AUGAGAAACAAAUGUGAUCCCUCACAGCCACAAUCACCUUCACCACACAAUGAUCCCUCACUGCCACCAUCACAUAAUGAUCCUCUACAACAACCUCCACCAUUCUCGCCGAGCAACAACCCUUCACAACCUUCACCUACACCAAGUAUAGCUAAUGAUCCUCUACAUGAACAUACAAGAUGGGACGUGUUUGAAAAUUUCUGUAACACGUACAUAAUAAACCAAGGUAACUGGAUAACAAAAAAACAAUUGAUGGUAGCAGCAACUGUGAUCGCAACAAUGACAUUUCAAUCAGUAAUAAGUCCGCCAGGCAGUGUUUGGCAAGAAGAUACCACAACAGGAGAUGUAUCUUGUCCUCGUUAUGGUUUUUGUGAAGCAGGAACUGCAGUUGUGAGCUAUGUUUGGUCACCAGAUUAUCUGAAAUUCAUUUACAUGAACUCCGUUUCUUUCUUUGCUUCAUUAUGUGUGCUUUUGGUUCUCAUCAGUGGCCUUCCUCUUCACGAUCAGGUCAUAGUGUGGAUUUUGGCGAUUUUAAUGGCAGUUGCAAUCACAUCCAUGUUGCUUACAUACAUGUGGGCGUUGGCAUUAGUUAGUCCUAAUCAUAUUUUCAAAAGACUUCAGAAUUUGAGUUAUUACAUGUUUAUGAGUUGGAUAAUUUUGCUCGCUGUUGUUUCUUUGAUUCCAAUCACUAGAAUUGUGUUUUGGGUUAGGUCUAGGCGCAGGUCCUCCGCGAAUUAA
Trifolium pratense (red clover) is the source of this 738-nucleotide messenger RNA. RefSeq lists its product as uncharacterized. The transcript has a single exon. Bases 1 to 738 code for a protein of 245 amino acids. Lineage: Eukaryota; Viridiplantae; Streptophyta; Magnoliopsida; Fabales; Fabaceae. The record is from RefSeq and is a predicted model, not a curated record.